AUGAAAUCUUUCUACACCUUGGCCUUGUGCCUCGGUGCCCUCUUCGAUGGCACCACUGCUAUUCCACCUGAGGAGCAAGGGCAAAUGCCUGGCAAGUUCGCCGCUGCUCCUCCUGUAGGAUCUAAUCCCAUUGAUCGUAAGGGAUGGACUGUUCGAUGCUCCAGCCAGGCAUCAAACCACCCCUGUGGCAAUGCUAUUGAUGGUAGCAAGGACACCUUCUGGCAGACUCCCUAUGGAACAACCAACACACCACCACCUCACUCAAUCGUCAUUGAUAUGAAGCAGACUCAGUAUGUCAGUGGUCUGCAAAUCACGCCUCGCCAGGAUGGCAACACUCGUAACUGGAUUGGCCGUCAUGAAGUCUACCUUAGCUCUGAUGGUUCUAACUGGGGCUCUCCUGUUGCCUUCGGAACAUACUGGGGAGAUAAAUACCCCGUCAUCACAAACUUUGAGACAAAGCCUGCUCGAUACCUUCGAUUUGUCGCUCUUUCUAACGUAAACAGCGACAAUCCUUGGAUUGCCAUCGCCGACUUUGUUGUCUACAAUGCCCUCAAGUACAACCCUCCCAAGAACGGCGUUGGCAAGUGGGGACCUACUCUCGACUUUCCUGUCAUUCCUGUCGCCGGUGCCGUCGAGCCUGUAUCUGGAAAGGUUGUCAUCUGGUCUGCUUACCGAUAUGAUGCUUUCCAGGGUACCAACCCCCGUGGUGGCUUCACUCUGACCUCUAUCUGGGAUCCCAAGACCAACGUCAUCUCUAACCGAAAUGUCACCAACAACAAGCACGACAUGUUCUGUCCCGGUAUUUCCAUGGAUGGAGAAGGACAAAUUGUUGUUACUGGUGGCAACGAUGCCAAGAAGACAACCAUCCUCAACCCUAACGGCGAGUGGGUUCCUGGUCCUGACAUGCAGAUUGCUCGUGGUUAUCAGUCAUCUGCUACCACUUCUGACGGACGUGUCUUCACUAUCGGUGGCUCAUGGAGUGGUCCCCGUGGCGGAAAGAACGGCGAGAUCUACGACCCCAAGGCUAGAACCUGGACUUCUCUUCCCAAGUGCCUUGUUGGUCCUAUGCUUACCAAGGAUAAGGAGGGUGUCUACAAGGCUGACAACCACGCUUGGCUCUUUGGCUGGAAGAAGGGCAGUGUUUUCCAGGCUGGACCCAGCACAGCCAUGAACUGGUACUACACCGCCCGAGGAACUCAAGGUGAUACCAAGGCUGCUGGAACACGACGCAAGAACGGGCGAGUCGACCCUGACUCAAUGAACGGUAACUGUGUCAUGUACGAUGCCCUCGAUGGCAAGAUUCUCACCUACGGAGGUGCCACUAGCUACCAGAAAGCUCCUGCUACUGCUAACGCUCAUGUCCUUGCUAUUGCCGAGCCAGGAGCUGUUGCUCAGACAUACCUUGUCGGAAACAAUGGCGCUGGUAACUACGCUCGUGUCUUCCACACUUCUGUUGUCCUCCCUGAUGGUAACGUCUUCAUCACCGGUGGACAAUCAUACUCCAACCCUUUCACCGACACCAACGCUCAGCUCACCCCUGAGAUGUACAUUCCUACCACCCACGAGUUCAAGACUCAACAGCCCAACACCAUCCCCCGAACCUACCACAGUAUGUCUCUGCUGCUGCCAGACGCUACUGUGUUCAACGGUGGUGGUGGCCUCUGCGGCAGCUGCAGCAGCAACCACUUUGACGCUCAGAUCUACACUCCCCAGUACCUUCUCGAUGGCAACGGCAACCUUGCUACCCGCCCCAAGAUCACUGCUGUCUCAGCCAACACUGCCAAGAUCGGCAGCACCAUCACAGUUACCGCUAACAGCGCCAUCAAGAGUGCCUCUUUGAUCCGUUACGGCACUGCCACACACACUGUCAACACUGAUCAGCGACGCAUUCCCUUGGCGCUGACAGGAGCUGGCACCAACAAGUACUCGUUCAAGAUCCCCAACGACUCUGGUAUUGCGCUACCAGGAUACUGGAUGCUUUUCGUCCUCAACAAUGCUGGAGUGCCCAGUGUUGCUAGCACGAUUAAGGUGACAGUUUGA
This is a messenger RNA of Fusarium pseudograminearum CS3096, 2040 nucleotides long. RefSeq lists its product as uncharacterized. The transcript has a single exon. Gene Ontology annotation, molecular function: protein binding. The coding region runs from base 1 to 2040 and encodes 679 amino acids. The record is from RefSeq and is a predicted model, not a curated record. NCBI's taxonomy places the organism in Eukaryota, Fungi, Ascomycota, Sordariomycetes, Hypocreales, Nectriaceae.